This is a messenger RNA of Oryza sativa Japonica Group (Japanese rice), 3274 nucleotides long. The record is from RefSeq and is a predicted model, not a curated record. Lineage: Eukaryota; Viridiplantae; Streptophyta; Magnoliopsida; Poales; Poaceae.
GUAUCUUCCAAAUCGUUUCAUAUUCGUGUUUACUGGAAUAAUGUUUUCAUAUAUAUAUAUAUAUAUAUACACUAGUGCUACUAGUACGUAUCUUGCCAAAUCUCAAUCGACCUCAUAAGUCAUAAUGAUAAUAUAAAGAGUUCAUCCAUGAUCCAUCCCCUUGCUGUUUCUCUCUCAACUGCUUCACACUGUUGCUCUCUUCCCUCUCUGCACCUGCAACCACCACCACAACCAUAUACCAGUACCAUCGAGGAGGUUGCCUUCUCUUCCGGUCGGAAGCUUGCUUUCCUUUUCUUCUUCUUCUUUUCAGAUCCAAGGUUAAUUUCAGCCGACACACACAGGAAUUGAACCUGUGCUCUUCCCAGGUUUCUGUCUGUCUGCAAAGUUGGCCGCUUUCUGCAGAUUCAUUUCCUUUGCCACGUUUUCUGCUGCAAAAGUUGGAUCUUUGCAAGGGGGACUGGCUGAUUUCAUUUGAGGUUUCUGAAUAAGUUGGGGAGCUUGAUUUGGAGAGGGUUACUUUUUUGGGGGUGAUGUUUCGAUUUGCAAAUCAGAACAAGAUUACUUAAGUGCUGCUAAGCUCAAUUGGAAGUGGAAGAUCUUGGUCACGCGGCAUCAGGUGAAAGUUUGGUCGCUGUGCAUUUUUCACAAGGGAUGUCUUUCCGCAGCAUAGUCCGUGAUGUUAGGGACAGCUUCGGGAGCUUAUCAAGACGGAGUUUCGAGGUGAGAAUUUCAGGCCUCCCUGGUCUUUCUGGCCAUCACAGAGGGAAGUCCCUUGGAUCUUUGAGCGAGCUGCGUGACAGACCUGUAGUAGUAGAUCAAAGCAGAUGGGUUGGUCUUCCUCCUGAAUUACUCCGUGAUGUGAUGAAAAGACUGGAGGAAGGAGAGAGCAAUUGGCCGUCCCGCAAAGAUGUUGUUGCCUGUGCAGCAGUCUGCCGAACAUGGAGAGAGAUAUGUAAGGAUAUAGUGCAAAGCCCGGAAAUCUGUGGAAAGCUCACUUUUCCUGUGUCUCUAAAACAGCCUGGGCCUCGAGAUGGUUUAAUCCAGUGUUUUAUCAAAAGGGACAAAUCAAAAUUAACUUAUUAUCUCUACCUGUGUCUUAGCCCUGCUGUGCUCAGCGAGAAUGGAAAAUUCCUUCUUGCAGCUAAGAGGAAUCGUCGGGCAACUUCUACGGAAUACAUAAUUUCUGUGGAUUCUAAAAACAUCUCACGGUCAAGUAAUGGUUAUGUUGGAAAAAUGAGGUCAAAUUUUCUUGGCACCAAAUUCGUUGUCUACGAUACACAGCCCCCGUACAAUGCUGGGAGCCUCAUGUCAUGUCAGCAUGGCAGCCGGCGAAUCUCUUCUAGGAGGGUUUCCCCAAAGUUACCCACCGGUAGCUACCCAAUUGCUCAUGUGAAAUAUGAGUUGAACGUUCUUGGCACUAGGGGGCCGAGGCGUAUGCAAUGCACCAUGCAUUCGAUCCCAGCCUCAGCAGUUGAUCCUGAAGGUGUGGUGCCUGGUCAGCCAGAGCAGCUUCUCCCAGGUCCAUUCGAGGAGUCGUUUCGCAGCACAAACACCUCCUCCAGGUUCUCUUUCAUGGACAGAUCUCUGGACUUCAGCAGCUCCCGCUUCUCGGAAAUCAGUGGAUCAGCGAACCAACAGGGCGAGGAUGAUAUACCUGAGGCUAAGGAGAGGCCUUUGGUUCUACGAAACAAAGUGCCAAGAUGGCAUGAGCAGCUGCAAUGUUGGUGCCUCAACUUCCGUGGCCGGGUAACUGUGGCUUCUGUCAAGAAUUUCCAGCUGAUAGCUGCUGCGUCCUCUGAAUCUUCACAGUUGGAGCAGCAGCAGCAGCAGCAGCAGCAAAACCAUGCUUCGAGUUCUUCUUCGGCAUCCGAUCAUGGCAAGGUGAUCCUGCAGUUUGGUAAGGUUGGCAAGGACAUGUUCACCAUGGACUACCGGUACCCUCUCUCAGCAUUCCAGGCUUUCGCCAUCUGUUUGACCAGCUUCGACACCAAGCUGGCUUGUGAAUAACAUACAUCAGUACUAUAAGUGUGUUUGUAUAGCGUGUCAGUGUGUGUGGAUAGUAUAAACAUCAGUCAGUCUCGUUGUGUGCAGAUGCAGGUGCAGUUUGUUGUUGCUGUUGAUUUAGUUGUCUGUUCUUCUUGUGUGGCAGAUGUGAACAAAGAAUGGCAACACAUCUCAAGUGCAGUUGUUUGCUGCUACUACAUUUAUAUCAUGUAAGUAUUUGGAGGUUGGAAGUGGAACAACCCCAGGCUCCUCUAGUUUCUCGAGAGGGUAUGCAUCUUACUUGCGAAUGUGAUUUAUCUACUCGGUCUAUAUAUCUUGGUAUCCUUUAGGAUCAUAGCUGCUAUAUGAGAGAAGCUACACUGCUACAGCCUGCAUAUGUGCUUGAAGGAGCCACUUGGAAAGGAGGCAAUAUCAGUUGAUCGAUUCAUAGGCAUGCAGAUUAUGUACAAUUAACACUUAACAGUAAUGAAGCACCAUUCCUGCAAUCUUGGAAACAAAUCCUAGAUGAAAAAAAAAAGAAACCUUCAUAAACUGCUUAACGGGAGAUCGUUACAGGAAGAACCCUAUGAUAUGACUGACUAAUCAACAGCCCACUCAAAAUCCCAGGAAGAGAUGGCAACACUCAACAUACGUCAAAUGACAUCCGGAUUCCAUUUGUACACCUGAUGAAUAACAAGUUGUUGGUUGUCAGCAAUCCAUGAAAACAACUUCACUUUUCACAGCCACAUUCAUGUAUUUGUCAACAAAGUACAUCAGGAUGUUGUUUCUUCUCAGGAGAUGAAGGGAGUGCAGCAUUGCCAGUUGGCAAGAUCUCCAGAUCUCUAACCUCACUAGAACUCUCAAUCUUAGUUCUUGUAAUUGGGAUCUCAUUGUCUAAACCAGGUGAGCAGUCAGCUCUGCGAUAUUUCACGCCAUUGCUUUCAACUCCCAACUCUUCGUCACCCAGUUCAUCUGACCGACGUUGUGAGGUCUUAAGGAUGUCGAGGCCCAUCUCAAGAUCAUCCUCGACUUUGGCUCGUGGACGGUGGGGUGUCUCCUCUUCUGCUACAUUGGAACGGCUGAUUCGUGGUGGUGCUACCCCAUGGUCCUCUUGAACAAUUGCUCUCAGGUUGAUCCUUGAAGGCGCUCUUUUGGUGCAGAAGAAUUCAGAACAGUUGUUCAUGCAACCACGGUCAAACACGUUGGGUUGGUUGUUGUAUUUGUACUUGAGGUUCUCAUAUGUUGUCUUCAAAAAAGGAAGUGGAAAUUCAAUUCAGAUCAUAGUUUUCAA